AUGGGAACUCGAAGCUCCAAGCCUCAGAAGCAGGCACAUGUCUUGAUGCUUGGACUGGAUGGUUCCGGAAAAACGAGUCUGUUAUACAAACUGAAGUUCAACGAGAAUGUGUGGACAGUGCAGACUGUGGGCUUUAACGUGGAGAGCCUGGAUGCAGAUCGAAGCAGCCUUGUGCUUACUGUGUGGGAUAUUGGUGGCCAGAGGGCGAUGCGACCUCACUGGAAACAUUUUUACCCUGAUGCAGCUGGAGUGCUGUUUGUGGUAGACAGCUGGGACCAAAAACGAUUAGAGGAGGCUCGAAAGGAACUUCAUAGGGCCCUACAUUCUGAGAUCCUGAGGGGCAUUCCCUUAGUGAUCUUAGCCAAUAAACAGGACCUUUCUGGGGCCCUGAGCGCAGGAGUCCUCUGUCAGAAGCUUGACCUCCGGAGAGUGUGCCAGGGAAGAGCCUGGUUUAUUCAGCCAUGCUCAGCUGCUACAGGCAUGGGGCUUCAGGAUGGAUUCAGAAAAAUGGUCUAUCUAAUGAAGACACCACUGAGGCAGACAAAAGAGGACAUUCAGAUCAAGAUGCAGUCAAAUUGCCGCAGCUUGAUCACAAUAAAGAAAGCUUUAGCAUGUGGCCCACAGAGCUGA
Molecule: messenger RNA, 630 nt
Organism: Knipowitschia caucasica
Lineage: Eukaryota; Metazoa; Chordata; Actinopteri; Gobiiformes; Gobiidae
Source: the annotation of a GenBank genome assembly